This is a messenger RNA of Nematolebias whitei (Rio pearlfish), 1381 nucleotides long. RefSeq names its product potassium voltage-gated channel interacting protein 4a (gene kcnip4a). Gene Ontology annotation, cellular component: voltage-gated potassium channel complex. Lineage: Eukaryota; Metazoa; Chordata; Actinopteri; Cyprinodontiformes; Rivulidae. The coding region runs from base 1 to 903 and encodes 300 amino acids. Gene Ontology annotation, molecular function: calcium ion binding; potassium channel regulator activity. The record is from RefSeq and is a predicted model, not a curated record. The transcript is spliced from 9 exons. Gene Ontology annotation, biological process: regulation of potassium ion transmembrane transport.
AUGUGCACACCGUCAGAGAGAGUUCAGGGAAGGCAGGACUUGCCGAGCAUUCGAAAAAGCCACGGCUUCUCCAAGAAAUUCUUUCUGAACUGUUGGCUGGUGCGGCGCAUCAUCACCUGGGCCUCCCCCAACCCAAAAGGUUACCCUCAGACUGUCCACAGGCGCGGAUUGAGAGCUUGUCUCAUACGACUCUUUUCAUGCUCGGCGGGCAAAAAGCCAUCCUCCAGUCCUCAAAACAGCGUUGAAGAUGAACUGGAGCUGUCUACAGUCCGCCAUCGCCCCGAGGGCCUGGAGCAGCUGGAAGCUCAGACACGUUUCUCCCGGAAGGAGCUACAGAUCCUCUACCGUGGCUUCAAGAACGAAUGUCCCAGCGGAGUCGUCAACGAAGAUACCUUUAAAGACAUCUACGCACAGUUCUUCCCACAAGGAGGUAUAUUAGGUGUUACAGCUGGCGUUGGGCUGGAAUGGUCACUAAUGUUUUUACAUUUUCUGUUUGCUGUCCUCACAGAUGCGUCGACAUACGCGCACUUCCUGUUCAACGCAUUCGACACGGAUCACAACGGUUCCGUGAGUUUUGAGGAUUUUGUUAUGGGGCUUUCAAUCCUCCUGCGAGGCACGGUGCAGGAGAAACUCAUCUGGGCCUUCAACCUUUAUGAUAUCAAUAAAGAUGGAUACAUCACUAAAGAGGAAAUGCUGGAUAUCAUGAAGGCCAUCUAUGACAUGAUGGGUAAAUGCACGUACCCGGUCCUGAAGGAGGAGACGCCCCGUCAGCACGUAGAAGUCUUCUUUCAGAAGAUGGAUAAGAAUAAAGACGGAGUGGUAACCAUAGACGAGUUCAUCGACUGUUGCCAAAAUGAUGAAAACAUCAUGCGAUCAAUGCACCUCUUUGAAAAUGUUCUCUAACUCCUGGCUGCCCGUGGAAGCUUUUUUUGGAAGAGAACAUCAUCUUUCGCAUGGCCCAAUUACUGACUUGGACUCGUACUGUGUACAGUGUGCUAUGCAGACUUUUGACCAUAGAUAAAAUGUUGUUCAUUACUGUGGGCCACAAUUAGGAGGCUGCGUGGUGAGAACACUCUGGAAUGAACCGCUUUUUACUCCGAUUAUUUCAAACAGCCAGCUGGAGACAAAACACUGGAGAACACGAUUCAAAGUAAAGGAGGGAAACUCUUUUCUUGGGUAUAAAUCGAUUUUCACUACAAGUUUAUGGUUUUAAAUAUAGUUUUAUUUUCCGCCAAGUGAAAUCACUGACUUCUCAGAGCAUCGAACUAUUAAACACAAGAUCUGAUUUAGUGUCACAUGGACCAGUUUAAAGAUUCCAGAGUGUUCCUACUGACCGAGUGGGAUUUAGGAUUCUGCUUUUAUAUGAAAGACUAAGAUGAAA